UCUGCUGUUAGCCACGCUCCUCCCACCAUUCAAUUCCAUCUAUCACCCUGGUGAACUGGGAAUAUCUGUAUUUCUUAAAUACAACAGCCCGUCACACAGUUUGGCAUUUUCACUGAGAAGACUGAGCAAGACAAACAGAAGGAGAGAAAAAGAGGUGAGAAAAGGCAGGAAAAAAAAGAUUCAGGUUUACAGUCUCUGUCUGCUGUGAACUUCCUGUUACGAUGGAAACCACAUUCACACUGCUGUUUUGUCUGUCCAUACUGAUGACUGCCAUAGAGCUUGGUAAAGCAGGUAAUGAAGACCGAAUCAGUCUGUAUAGGCAGAUUCACAGCCAUGAAAGAGCAAAACGACAGGCUGGAAAUCACCUGACUGUUACCACUAUCCUGCAAGAGCCAUUUACCAUGCUAGAAGGCUCAAAAUUCGAAGGAUAUUGCAUGGAUCUGUUGGCAGAACUAUCUAAAAAGCUUGGAUUUACUUAUAAUGUGAGUUUGGUGAAAGAUGGGCGCUAUGGUCAAUUAGAUCAGGAGAACAACUGGAAUGGAAUGAUUGGUGAGGUCAUUAGAAAGGAAGCUGAUUUGGCAGUGGCUCCCCUAACAAUAACAGCAGUGAGAGAAAAAGCAAUUCUGUUCACCAAGCCAUACAUACAGACAGGGAUUGGUAUACUAGUGCGAAGGGAUGCUAUUCCUGAAGACAUUGGCCUCUUUCGUUUUCUGAAUCCUUUUUCUAAAGAGAUUUGGAUUGGUGCUCUGGCUGCUUUCCUUGUCACAUGUCUCUGCUUGUUUCUUGUAGCAAGAGUCAGUCCUUAUGAAUCCCAGGAAGAAGAAACAGGUUUGACCCUUUUGAACAGCCUGUGGUAUGGUACUGGAGCGUUCACUCUGCAAGGAGUGGAUCCCCAGCCAAAGGCUCUGUCAACUCGUAUUAUUGCUGUGGUUUGGUGGCUUUUCACCAUUGUGCUAGUAACAGCCUACAUUGCCAGCUUUGCUGCUCUGCUGAACACAAAAACACAACAGCCAAGCAUUCAGACCUUUGAUGAUCUUUUGAAACAGAAGACACUUGCAUUUGAAACUUUAAGGGAGUCAUCUACAUACAACUUCUUUAAGACUUCCAAACGGCCAACUUAUCGAAUGAUCUACGAAUACAUGGAUAAGAGGAAAGAGUCCGUGUUAGUAUCAACCUUUGAUGAGGGUGUCAAAAGAGUGCAGGAGUCAAAUUAUGCCUUCAUUGGCGAAUCUGUAUCACUGGACCUGGUUGCAGCUAAGCACUGCAAUUUAAUGAGAGUCAAUGAGGUGAUUGGAGCAAGAGGAUACGGCCUGGUCGCUGCAAACGAUUCAAAAAUUAUCAGAAGUCUUUCUGUGGCCAUCUUGGAGAUGGGUGAAACUGGAGAGCUAAGCUACUUAAAGGAGAAAUGGUGGGAUAGCAAAUGUGUUACUGAGGAGACUGGAGGAUGGACCCCACUAGAACCAAAGCCCCUUGGAGGAAUUUUUAUUAUCCUUGCUGUUGGAUUAGUUAUUGGAUUGAUUGUGGCAGUGGUAGAAAUGGUACUUAAAUCUAGACACCAGAAGAAGUCAUGUUGCAAUGUCUUCUCAGAGGAGCUUACCCGACAAUUCAAAGGAGAAGAGGUAGAAAAGCCUACAGAGAAUGCAGAGGCAGAAAAACCAUAAAUGACACUAACAAUACAGUUGUCUUGUUCUGUCUGUAUCUGAGCCACAACUGUUUUGAUCUAACAGAACAGUGCCUGUGGAAAACAACCCACACAGUGUAAUAUUUGUUGUAGUCUGUUUUCUAUGCACUAGCGAUAAGCCUUCCAUUUCCGGUAUUAGUUAGAAAUGUGUGUUAUUGUGCUAAAUUAAUGGGUUGCAGAUAUUGGUAUAUGUGGUAGAUGUUAAAUCUUAUGAUACAUUUCUAGCUAGCAGAAUCGUUUUAACAUCCAGAUUGUUAGUGUUUGGCUCUUGAGUUUUUAUAUUAAUCACUUUUCCCUUAAAUAUAUAUCGCAAAUGUUUGGUGUGUCUAUAUUAAGCACCAUGUCUCUGCUUUUCCUUAAAAAAUUCUUACUUUCUAUUAAUGUAAUUAAGAAACAUGUCAUUUUGUAGUGUAUCUGUUUAAAGAGAUGCCCUAAUAUAUAAACUACUUUUGAGUGCAAAUUUUUGAGCAGGCCAUGGAAGAUCUACCCAUAUUAUAAUCAGAGUUUGCCUCUCCACUGCUUUUUAAAAAUAUGGCUGUAGUUUGUUUUGCCCACUAAUUCUAUAAAGUCUAAACUAAUCAAAAUAAUGCUUUUUCAUUGGCUACAAAAAUAAAAACAUUUUGCUUCCUUCAUUUCUAAAAAAAAAUAAUAAUAAUAAAUCAUAUUCAGGUACAGGAAUUUUAGUUCACAAAUGCAUUGAUAAAAUUUUAAAGAGUCCGAACUACACUUACUGUAAACUUUGAUGAGUAGUACAGUAUAUUCUGAUAAAGUCACUCUGUUACUUACUUGUUUAAAAGUAAAUGCACUGCAGUGCAUUCCAUUUUUCUGCCACACACACAGACAUAUAACCAUUGCCCUAUGAUUCAGUGGUGAAUAAGGAAGAGCAAGCCCUUUAAAAUGUUGGUAUAUAAUAAUUUUGUAAUCUGUGACUUACCAGACAUGAGUUCCUAAGUUUCUUCUCAUGUCUUAUAAAUAUGGAAUGUUGUACUAUAUUGAUGUUUGGUUCAUAGCAGUAUUAGAUAUAAGGUUUGUAUCUGUAUAACAUUUCAUACUGUGCUGUGAUAUUCAUGAGAUUAAACAGAUAAUGCCGGA
This is a messenger RNA of Protopterus annectens (West African lungfish), 2773 nucleotides long. RefSeq names its product probable glutamate receptor. Gene Ontology annotation, cellular component: postsynaptic membrane; AMPA glutamate receptor complex; dendritic spine. Gene Ontology annotation, molecular function: AMPA glutamate receptor activity; transmitter-gated monoatomic ion channel activity involved in regulation of postsynaptic membrane potential. The record is from RefSeq and is a predicted model, not a curated record. The transcript has 11 exons. NCBI's taxonomy places the organism in Eukaryota, Metazoa, Chordata, Ceratodontiformes, Protopteridae. The coding region runs from base 222 to 1661 and encodes 479 amino acids. Gene Ontology annotation, biological process: synaptic transmission, glutamatergic; modulation of chemical synaptic transmission; monoatomic ion transport.